UUUGCAACCGGUUAGUAGGACUACAGUUAAUGACAUUAAGUGGAAAGAAGUUAUAUCAAAGAGGAGUAAAGUAUGGCGUUGAAAUAUUUUAUUAUUUUGUUCGAAUCACUUCAUAUUUGCUGGAUUUUAAUAGGAGGCGUAGCAUCAAUGAGCAUUACAAGUACUAGAAACACACCUGAAUACACCGUACACGUGAAGGAAUUAGUUCUCCCAAAUAAUAUUUUAACAGAAAACACAAUUGAAAGCUGGUGUGUUUCUGGGAAAUGCCGGAUUUCCCCAAGAACAUAUUUCCAUCAAGUGACAACCAAGUUAUCGCUCGUUGGUUUCACAGACCUAAGCGGACAAGGUCACAUUUUGUUGAUUGACCAGUCUAACACAAUAUUUGAUCACGUUCAAACAAAAGUGCAUGACCAGCCAAUGAUGGUUGCAGGAGUGUUCGGUUUUUAUGAUCAAAGUUUUGCUGUUACCUUGUAUAAGAACUCAAGUGAUACAUCAGCUAAAAAGAUGUACAUUCAAUUGUAUCGACCAGAUCGAAGCAUUCAGUGGACAACAUUGUUGAACUCGGAUAUUUCUGUCCCAGAUCGGAAUGUUGGAGAUUUUCGAAUGUCGUAUGGAAAUGGAUUUUUCAUUGUUUAUUUUAGCGUGUAUGGUAUCGAUAACUUUGCGAAUGCUACCAAUGGAGAACAAGUUAGUUUCGUUGAUGAUGGAGGAAACUUAAAAACAACAUCUUUUCCUAUUCCAGGACAAGAACACGUCAAAACAGGAGAUGAUUGGGGUUGUUCACACUCUUUGGCUCAACUGGUUAACUAUCACUCGAUUGAUAAUCAGUUCAUCAUUGUGUGUUCUGCCGAUCUUUAUCCAAAAGGAAUUUCACUUGGUGACUCACAAUCUGGUACACUUAUAUACAGAUCGUAUGGAAAUGGUAAAGGAAUAACCUCAGCUCAACUUGGUCAAAUUGCCGAGGCAAACACUGGUUGGAAACUUGUGUUUAAUGCUGAAGACACAGAAUGUUGCCCAGGCUCAGGAAUUGGUUUCACCACAAUUUAUAAUGAGAAGAAUACAGUAACUUCAAAACAGCAGAUUGAUCCAAUAACAUGGAUAACACGCAGCAACGGUUCACAUGAAAGAGACCCUGUUAUUGCAAGAAUAUAUUUAGGAAACUUAACAGACACUCGAGAAACUUAUAUUCUAGGAUGGUUGGAUAUUUUAAGCAAUGAGUAUAAUGUUGAAAUUAUUAACACGUUUGGAACGCCCAUACUGGUAAAAGAGAGUAAGUUGUCCAACAUUGCUGAUGGAUUGAUCAACUUUACUAAUUGCAACAAUAGCUGUUUAAAAUGGGGUAAUCGUGAUGAUUCGUUUCAUACAUUACGGAAUGGAAAUGUUGGUUGGAUUGCAGCGCCUCCUAAAUCAUCCUCUAUCUGGUUACAUACAAUUUUGAUGGCUGAUGAACCACGAUCAGGGUGGAGUUUAUGGAGUGGAUGGGCACAAUGUAGUCACAGUUGUGCUGGAGGAUUUAAAACGCGGGUUCGAACAUGUUUAACAGAACCCUGUGUUGGAAUCAAGUUGGAAUCAAUGCGAUGCAAUACAGCUGAAUGCAAAAUUCCGAUAAAGUGCAACUUCAAGAGAAAUGUUGGCUGGACAUUGAAAGGCGAUCUCUUUGUUAAUGGUGUGCGACAAUUUGCCUUUACCCGUGCAUCAGCAGAGCAAAAGUGUGCACAAUUUAAUGGUUUAUGCCAAGGAAUUACCAAAAUGAUAUCUGGUGGUUAUUUCUUCUUUAUUCUAAAAACAAGCCAAGCCUUGAAGCGAGAUGAUAAAGGCAUAACCUAUGUAAUGACGUGCCAAGAAACUCCCGGUUGGACACAGUGGAGUACAUGGAACAGUUGUAGUUUGACAUGCGGGGGUGGCCUACAUUCUCGUUCGCGUAUUUGUGAUGGGGAAGUCCCCGGAUCAGAGGUUUGUAAAGGUCCCGAACAAGAAGUUAAAACGUGCAACACUGAAGAUUGCGCAACAUGGACGAAGUGGUCAACAUGGUCCAAGUGCUCACGUAGCUGUAAUACAGGUCAUCAGGUUCGAGAACGCCAGUGUAAUGUUACUGAUAUAGUUAGAUGCAGCGCAUUAACUGGACCCGACAGUGAAAUACAAGUUUGUUCACUUGGAAUAUGUGGAAGAUGGUUGGAAUGGAGUCAAUGGACAUCAUGUUCAACAACAUGCGGUGAUGGUUAUCAAGAGAGAACUCGUGAUUGUAUUGGAGAUUUUGUGUGUGAUAAUGAUGGGUUAGAAGGAAUGAAUAAAACUUUCUGCAAUCUUGGUUUAUGUCCAACCUGGUCUCUGUGGACGACAUGGAGUCUCUGUUCUAAGACGUGUGGAAACGGAACCACAACAAGAAGACGUCAAUGUAAAGGAUCAACAAUUGAUAAUUGCAAACGUCAAGAGGCAGUUGGGGAAAUGAACGACACUAUGGGAAUAUCGACAACAGAACUUCUGGUAGAAAACAACAGUGAACUUGAAAUUUCAACUUGCUCUGAUGGGCGUUGUUCAGUUUGGUUGGACUGGGGUCCAUGGAGUACAUGCUCAGCUACUUGCAAUAAAGGAACACAGAGUCGCAGACGAAAAUGUCUGAAAGAUUUUGAUCUGAAAUGUAAUGCCCCUGGUAGAUCAUUUGAAACACAAGCUUGUACUCUCGGGCAAUGUGGGAAAUGGUCAAGUUGGAUUGCUUGGAGUCAGUGUAGUGAAACAUGCGGUUCUGGUGUAUCUUCUCGGAGCCGUUUUUGUUUUGGGGAUUUCCCAAGCACAUGCAUUGGUGAAGAAAAUGAAACACAGCAUUGUGAUGUAACGGACUGUGUUGUUGAAUGUAUUCCAAAUCCUUGUAAAAAUAAUGGAGAAUGUCGAAAAAAUGAUAUGUUAACUCGCUGGUAUCAAUGUAAUUGUAAGCCUGGUUGGAUGGGAAAACACUGUGAUUUCCGUGGACCAGAAUUGACAUGCGGGUCAAACAACAUCAUCAUCACAUUUGAUCGACGAGCAAUUGCUGAGGAAGGAAUGUUGACACAAAAUCCAUCCAUGGUUGGAUUUAUUUCUCGAGACUCCUCUCAUUGUAUAGCAAUGUUUGAGCACAGUCAUAAUAUGAGUCGAUAUUUUCUAAUGAUUCCAAAACCAAUUGAAACAUCUUGUGGUUCUACAACGCAAGUAACAUCACAAACUUACCAAAUACAGAACAGUGUAACUUGGGAAGUUAUGGAUGAGACGAUUAAAUCUACAGUUGUAUUAUUUGACUUCACUUGUAUUUAUGAAAAAAAUGGAACUUCAUCAUCAGAAUUUUCAUCAAAUGGGAUUUUGUCGAUUGAAUCUUACAAAAGGCAAACUGAAGUAAUUACAUCAGGUGGAACAUUUGAUAUAAACUUAAGUUUAUUCCGAGAUGCUUUAUUCCAAAAACUUAUCUUACCGCCAACAAAAAGUCUUUCUAGUCUUAUCACUUUAGCUGAGGGUGAAGUUCUUUUUGUAUCAGUUGAUCUACAAUCAAAAGAUCUGUUUUCUUCAAAUACAUUAGUUCUUGUUAUAGACACAUGUUUUGUCACUUCUUCGCAAAGGUUACUUGAGCCGAUAACUUUUUUGCUGCAAGAGAGCUGCCCAGUGUCUAAAUUGGUUAAUAUAAUAUCCAAUGGUGAUUCGCAAUCUGGUAGAUUUUCCGUGAGAGUGUUUGGUUGGACUAAAACUGCUGUAAGAAGGGAAAAUGUUUACAUACACUGCAUGGCAAGUGUAUGUGACAGCGAAAAUUCAACAUGCAUUCCCAACUGUAAUACUGGUCGUCAGAAGAGAGCUAUUCAUGAUAACAAAAGUUGGAACCAGAAAGACAGAAUGGUCAUAUUAAAUACUACACAUACAGCUGUGAAAAGUGGACAAUUAUUUCCAUCUGUUGUACAAUCAAUUUCGAUACAAAACAAUAGCUUUACCACAAUAAAUUCUUCUACACCCAAGUUUAAUGGUGACAAGAUGGUUUCUCUUGGUCCAUUCAAUAUAAUUGUACAAUUAGUCAAAAGCAAAAAGAAGAGAUCCGUACACAACAUGCAGAGUGCUAAAUAUGAAAAACCUGUUGUUAAACUACACUUUUACUUUAAAGUAUUAUGUGUCUUAGCAUUAACUUGCCUCUUGCAAGUUUUGAAUCGAAUUUUAAAAUUUAAUAAACUAACGUAAAUCGAUGUAUUCCUCCUAUAACCCUGUCACAUCAUAACCGAAGGGAUACUGGGUUCGAUGGUCGAUAAUGAUACUAAUAAUGAACGAUA
Ciona intestinalis (vase tunicate) is the source of this 4277-nucleotide messenger RNA. NCBI's taxonomy places the organism in Eukaryota, Metazoa, Chordata, Ascidiacea, Phlebobranchia, Cionidae. The record is from RefSeq and is a predicted model, not a curated record.